UAUUUGUCCAUAAAAAAACAUUAAUUGCUUUUAAUUACAAGCACUAAUAAUUUAACAACUCUUUGGGUGCUAUAAUAUUGAUAAAUAUUUAAAUAAAGUCAGAUAAAUUAGCUGGUAAGCAAGAGACGCAAAUUAUAACCUCUAAUUCAUCAGAUUUAUUUAUUAUGUUGGCGCACUUGGAUGUCCAUCCACCUGGACCCACCGAGCACGAAUAUGUCAACCGUUGGUCACUUUUGAAUUAAAUUAACACUUACACUGACACUUGGAAUUUUAAUUUAAUGGCUGUCUGAUUUACGAACAGAUUUUUUUUAACACUGACGGGAGCUGAGCAUGAGAUCUGAGACUCGCGGGUUUUACUGUUUUGAGGUUUGAAUUUCCGUACGUCAGAAAAGACGGAAACAAGGGAAUAAAAUAUCUCCCUGGUAUUAUUGAGGGUCAGUAAAUUUCAGAGGAGUCACAGCACAAAACUAGACAUUUGAAGGGUCAAUAUAUUUUUUGGAGAUCGAUUGCCCCUAGGUGAGUUUUGAAUCAUCCGUAGAUGGGGAAAGUAAAAAAAAAAUAAAUUUGUUGAGAAAAAAUUUUUACUCUGAAAUAAAUUGCAGCAGGACAAGGAAAUUUCCAUUUUAAUAACUUUCAACAGAUGCCCAGAUGUUCCUUCGAGAGGAUGCCAGAGUAAAUAUAUAUAAGAUGCGGGUGUAAAAAAAAUUACGACGACUAAUAUUUCUUGAGCCAAUGGAAACUUUUAAUGAUUUUGUGAGUACUCGUGUACUAAUAUACCAAUGGAGACUUUUAUCUGAUCAGAAUUAUAACGAUAUAUUUAUAUGUAUAUAUAUAUAUAUACUAUAGCUAGUGUAGACUCCACUAUAUUUAAUUUUAAAUUCUUAGCGCCACGUCAUUCUGCAAAACUUUAAUUUUUCAACUGCUCUUUCUUCAAUGUUUCGGAAUUUUUUUUAGGGUUCCUUCCCACUCUUCUGAAUAAUUAAACUCACAGAUGUUUAUAUAUAUGAAUAUCCCUAAUGUAUCUAUACAAAAAACUCUAUCUUUAAUUUAUAAACGUAAAUAGAGAUAUGUUUCUCAGUCAAUGUAUAAACUAAUUUACUAGAACUAAAACUAAAACUCUACAAAAAAUAACCGUUUAUAUUUAAGUGAAGUCAAAAUAUUUAUAUAUACCUAACUAUGGGAAUUUGAAGUUCUUAUAAAUAAUGGAACUAUAAACUAUUGGCACAUUUAAUUUAAGGGGGAAUACUAGUGUGAAAUUUUGAAAAAAUCAAUUUUUUUUUUUUGCAUUUUUCGGUAGCCUAUAGCUUCAAAAAUUACAUACUAUAAUUUCAAAUGCAUGUCGAAAAUAGAUUUUUUGAGUUACAGCGAUUUGAAGAGCAGCCGCUUAUCGGUUCUCAAAAAUACAUUUUUCAAAAUUGCUGCAGUUAUAACUCGAAGACAAAUCAUCCGAUCGAUUUGUUUCGAAUCGCAGUUUCUUUUAUAUAUGUUUCUACGUACCAUGAACCUUCAGUUUUCCGAUCGAAUCAAAACUAUAAUUUUGGCAGGCCAAAAAUCAUUAAAUUUUCACGUGAAAUUUGAAUUGCUUUUAAAAACUCCACCAUUUUGUUAAAUUUCAAUUGUUUUCUUAGCCCGAGGGUCAUGGUACAGGAAGUACCUUCUAGUUUAAUAAGCUUUUUGGUUUUUUUGAUUUCAUGCACUUUGCAGGUCGCUAUCACUGCAGCUGUAGGGGGACUUUUUUUUUUGGAGCGUUGAGAGAUUAUGAAUAACUCGCUGAAUUUUUAAUUUUUUGGUCCAAAAAUUUUAUCUUAUAUUCAUUAUAUAUCCUCAAAUACAUUCUUAAAACAUUAAAACAUUCUAUGCUGUAAUUUUCUUUAAAAAAAUUCCCAAAAAUCAUCUUUUUUUUUCUUAAAACAUUAAAACAUUCUAUGCUGUAAUUUUCUUUAAAAAAAUUCCCAAAAAUCAUCUUUUUUUUUCAGCCGGUCACACUAGUGGUCCCCUUCAAAAAAAAUAUUACUGUCAAAAAAAAAUUUCUCAAAUUUAUAAGAAAAUUACUCAAAGUUAUUAACAAGUUAAAAUCAGUCAUAAAUUUUUAAGUAAUGUCAAAUUUCGAGUUGAAAGUCACAAGAAUCAAAAUCACAAUUUAAUUUAUUCAAAUAAUUUUCAGUAUUCAGUACAGUUAUAAAAUAAAAAAUUCAUAAACGCUACUAUAAUCCCAAAAAGUGCAGAUGUCUAACGUUUCUAAUUAAAAAAUAUUUUUUUUUGUAAAAAUAUUCAUUCUAUUUUUCGAUAUUUCAUUGUAAGAUUUAGAGUAAAAGAAAUUUUUCCGUAAAAGGUGAAAUAAAAUUCUAUAUUGUAACUGCAUACCUGUACAUCUUUAAAUUCUAAGGGUAUUAAAGUAUGUGUAUCUAAAUAGCCUGAUGGUCUGUAGUCUGUAGUGUAAAAUUUAUCUGGCCUCCGGCAGUUGGUUUAAAACUUUUAGCAUUAUAUUCAAUUCCAAAGGAUCUCUUCCAGGACCAGGACUGUGUUGGGUGACUACGAGUUCAAGUUCGGCAUUUUAAAAUACAGACUACAUAAAUACAUAUAUAUUUUCGUAUAGUAGUAUGGGUUACAGUUGAGAUGAUGGUGGUGAUGGUGGUGGUGGUGGCGGUGGCUGAUGUUAAGAGUGGGGGUGUCUGAACUCGUCAGGGUGUCAGGCAAAAGCAAGAGAAGCAUCAGGCAGUUGUUGAGACCACUUGUUUCAUUUUAGUUUGAGAUUUAACAUUCACUUAAAACCAAGUUGCCAAACCGGCAACAUCAUUUUUAAAAAUUAUUUUUCUUUGUUUACAAAAUAAUAUUAAUUAGUGAUUUAAUUUAUUAAUUGAUCAGUGGUUUUAUCAGUAUAGUAAAAUUUGUGAUCAAAAUUUUUAAAUAUUUGAAUAAAUGGAGAGCAGAACAAAAGUUUUAAGUUUUUUAUAAAUAAAUUGCCAGGGCGAAUUAAAUUUACUUAAAAAAAAAAUUAGUAAAUAAACUAGAAUUAAUAGAAAGGGUGAGCAAAGUCCGUAGAUAUGCUCUUCAAUUAAAGUUAAUUUAAACUCAUUUUAUGAGUACUCUUCAGUAGUCUCAUUGACGAAAGAAUCUUCCGUCAAAGGUCAACGUCAGUGCGAGUGUUUGAAAUUAUUUAUUUUUAUUAAUUGUUUGUUUAAUUAAUCAAUAAAUAAAUAAUAAAAAAAAUGGCUGAAGCAACUCGAGACUUAGACAUGCAUAUUAUUAAUUUGCUGACCAAAAUAUCAGCAAUUCAAGCGAAAUCAAAAGAUCGCAGUAAAAGUCAUAGAAUCCCAAUGUCUACGGAAUUAAGAAGUUUUGAAUUAUGGAAAGCGAUUGCUAUUGAAUGUUUAUCAACAUUUUUAUUCACACUUAUUGUACUUGGAGCAGCUUGCUCUUCAAAUGUUUACGGAAGUGGAUUGUCUGUACUCUCAACAGCGAUUGCAUCUGGAUUUACUAUUGCUGCUAUUUAUUUAAUAUUUGGCCAUAUCAGCGGAGGUCACGUUAAUCCAGCAGUGUCACUGGCAUUUGCAAUUACAAGAAAAAUAUCACCACUACGUGCAACUUUGUAUGUAGCAGCACAAUGCGGUGGUGGAAUCGCUGGUGCGGCAGCUCUUUAUUUUAUAAAUAUAAUCCAAUUGCUGCCACCAAAUGGACGUUCAAUUUUGGCCCACGAAAAAUUAUUUUUGGAAAUAACACUUUCAUGGUUUAUUGUUGCUGCACAUUUGAAAGCAGAUCCAGCUAAAAAUUAUUCAGCAUUUCUUGCAACGCCUGCAAGUGUUCUUGCUGCUGCUUACACAGCCUCAACAUUAGUAGCGAAUCCAUUUUUGAAUCCAGCAAGAGCAUUGGGACUGGCAUUUGUAAUAAACAAGUGGGAAUGCCAUUGGGUCUACUGGGUUGGUCCUAUUCUCGGUUCAGCGAUAGCUUCAGUUAUCCACAGAUUCGUCUUAUGUUCAAAACGUCAACGAGCACGUGAAUCCCGUAACAUUGACGACGGCGACAAUUCAUCAUUAAGAUCUGACGAGGACACUUAUGAUGAUUUCGAUAAACCAACGGGCCCUAAAUUUACGAGCGGCUAUGCAACAUACCGUCCAGUAACUGGAGCAUCAUCAAUAUAUUCAGGACCAACAACAACAGCAUUGGAACGCGUUGAAUCUAUUUAUGGUGGCACUAAAUCUCUUUACUGCAAAUCACCACCAUUGACUCGUGCUAAUUUGAAUAGAUCACAAAGUGUUUAUGCUAAAUCAACAUCAUCACCGCGUGAUGGUUUCGUAAUUCCUAAACCAGGACCAUUAGUACCAGCACAGAGUUUGUAUCAAAUGAGGUUGGGUCAGGCAUCUUUACCAUUACCAUCACGGGAACCAUUAUCUAGUAUAAUUGGUGCUCCACAACAAUCAUCAUCGACGUCAUCAUCGCACAAUCCAACUCAAAAUCACAACAGUACAAAUCAAAACAUGCAGAAUCAACUGCAACAAUGCACCCAAAGUAUUUAUGGUAUUCGUGGGAUUUCCACAAGUUUAAGUACUCGGGAAAAUGGUAUCUAUGGUGUCACAACGGCAUCAAGUAUUUAUGGACGAGCACCAGCGCCACCACCAGAAUCACAGCAACAAUCAUCUGUUUCAUCAUCACAAGGAAACCAAUCAACUUCCAGCCAAUCACAUCAACCACAGAAUCAGAAUCAGAAUCAGAAUCAUAAUCAAAAUCAAAAUACAUCCGAAGGAGCGAUAACACGUCGACCUGAGAGUAUGUACGGACAUAUAUCACGCAGAAGUGAUGACUCAGCUUACGGAAGCUAUCAAGGCUCAAAUAGAGGCAAUUACGGCAAAACAACUGGGCCGCCACCACCACCGCCAUCUGGAUUCAUCGGGUCCGUUAGUUUUCGAGAUAACAGACCGAGUCCUGGUCCCAUCCAACAAAAUCAAGCUCAACAAAAUUACCAACGGAAUUCGCCCAAUCCUCAGUAUUAAUCGUUAAUUUAGAUUUUUUUAAUACUUAUUACAUUUACUAUGUAUGUAUAAAUAUAUAAUAAGGACAUCUAUUGCUCAUAUAUUAUUUUAUGAUUUAAAGUGAUCACAUUUAAAGUGAUUUAUUAUUAAGUUACUAGAAAAAUAUUUUU
Molecule: messenger RNA, 5137 nt
Organism: Microplitis demolitor
Lineage: Eukaryota; Metazoa; Arthropoda; Insecta; Hymenoptera; Braconidae
Gene: bib
Product: neurogenic protein big brain
Exons: 6
Coding region: 3210-4988 (592 amino acids)
Biological process (GO): transmembrane transport
Cellular component (GO): plasma membrane
Molecular function (GO): water channel activity
Source: RefSeq, a predicted model, not a curated record